Fonticula alba is the source of this 3652-nucleotide messenger RNA. RefSeq lists its product as hypothetical. Lineage: Eukaryota; Rotosphaerida; Fonticulaceae. Gene Ontology annotation, cellular component: P-body; cytoplasmic stress granule. Gene Ontology annotation, biological process: P-body assembly; cytoplasmic stress granule assembly. The transcript has 4 exons. Gene Ontology annotation, molecular function: ATP binding; mRNA binding; RNA helicase activity. The record is from RefSeq and is a predicted model, not a curated record. The coding region runs from base 75 to 3437 and encodes 1120 amino acids.
CCCUCCUCUCCCGUCCUCCCCCCCCCCUCGUCCCACAUUUGGGCUCGCCACUCACGGCUUACUACUUUUAAGUCAUGUCAGCUGGCUCUUCCGCUGGUUACUUCCACCAAGGUCGCGGCCAGGAGGCCAUGCCCGGCGCCCCUGGCGCCGGCAGCGCCCCCGGUGCCAGUAAUCCCCCCGGCACUGGUAACACCGGUGCCAACAACACCCCCCAGGGCGGCCCCCACUCCUCGAUGCAGCACAUGCCACACAUGUACCAUCCCAAUCCCUACAUGUCCGGCUAUCCGGCCGGCUAUGGCGCGAUAGGCGCACAGUCCGGCGCCGGGCACAACGUCCCCUACUGGUACAACCAGGCCCCCCCUUCGGCCGGCAUGUACAACCUCUCCUACCCCAACGCCGCCAUGAUGGUCCCCUCCAUGUCGCCCUACGGCCACCAGGGGGUCUAUUCGAUGAUGGGCCCGGCUGGCACCAGCCAGAGCACCGGCCAGGGCACCAUGCCGCACACGGGUAGCCACUACCACCCGGGCAUGCACCACCCAAGCAUGCCGCACUAUCCCAUGCCGGACAUGUAUUACAACUACUCCAUGAUGAUGGGCAUGCACCCGGGCGCCAUCGACCCGACCACCGGGCUUCCCAUGCACCCGCAGCAGCAGCAGCAGCAGCAGCAGCAGCACCCCACCCAAGCGCCCCAGCACCAGCAGCAGUCCUUCCCCGCCGGCCCACCGCAGAAUGCCCCCUCGCCGGCCGCUGCCGGCAGCAAGCAGCAGCAGCGCGCCGCCGCCGCCGCCGCCGCCGCCGCCGCCGCCGCCGCUGACGGCCACUCCACCACCUCCUCCUCUUCCUCCUCCAAGAACAACUACUCCUCCCGGGCGCAGGGCAGUGCUGGCAAUGCUUCGCACGCGGCGUCCGUCGCCGCGGCCGGUCCGGCCCCCUCGGGCGUCUCCUCCCCGGCCGAGUCCGGGGCCGCCUCCAGCUCCUCGUCUCGCGGCGCCUCCGAUGCCGCCACCCCCACCUCCAGCAACACUGCCACUGCCUCCUCCUCCCGCUCGGCUGCUGCCCCCAGCACCAACUCGAAGUCUGCCGCCUCCGGCACCACCACCACCACCACCGCCACCGCCACCCCGGCCGCCACCCCGGCCACCGCCGCCACCACUGCCCCGAUCGCCUCCCAGACCGCCGCCCCGGCCGCCACCCCGACCACCACCGCCACCACUGCCACCGGCCAUGUCAAGCAGUCGCCCCAGCAGCGGCCGAUUCCGGCGGCACAGCCUGCCAGCGGCGCGGCCAUUCGCCCGCGUCCGGCUGCCUUCCAGGGCACCGGCAUGCCCGGCGCCAUGCCGGUUUCCUACUCGGACCCCUCCUUUGCCGGCUCCGGCCCCAGCCAGAUGCACAUGCCUUCCGUUCGGCCGGGUGUCCGCCCGAUGCUUGCUCGCCCGGCUCCGGCUGGCACCGUCCCGGUUGCCGCCGCGCCCACCGUCAUUUCGCAGCCGGCCGCCGUUGCCGGCACUCGUGCUCGUCCGGUCGCCACCCCGACCGCCGCCUCUGCGGUCACUGUUAAGGAGGCCGAGCCCGCUGCCAAGCAGAACACCGCCAAGGCCGCCAAGGCUGCCGAAGCCGCCAAGGCCGCUAAGGCUGCCGAGGAGGCCGCCGCUGCCAAGGCCGCCAAGGAGGCCGCUGCUGCCAAGGCCGCCAAGGAGGCCGCCGCUGCCAAGGAGGCCGCCGCUGCCGCUGCUCGGGCGGCUGCCCCGCCGACCCUGGCCGACAUUGCUGCCGGCCGCCGGAAGCCCCUUCCGGCGGGUGGCGCUGCUGCUGCUGCUGCUUCGGCCACCGCCGUUGCUCCGACCGCCGCCGCCGCCGCUGCCGCUCCGACGGUCAAGGCCGCCGCUCCUGCUCCUACUCCUGCUCCCUCGCCGGCUGCCGCCCAUGGCAAGUCCACCGAGUCCCACAAGAAGACCGCGGCCGCCACCUCCAGCCCGACUGUCGCGCCCGCCACCGUCGCCGCCCCUCCGGCUAAGCCCGCCGUCAUGUCCUUCGCCGCGGUGGCUGCCAGCAAGGCCGGGCAGCCGCCCUCCGGUGGCACGGCCACUGUCACCUCUACUGUUGUGACGGUGGCUCCCUCUUCGUCGUCGUCGUCGGCCGGCGGCCGGCCGGCGGCGCGCCAGACCCCCAGCACCGCUCACGUUGCCGACUCGCUCAAGAAGCUGGACCUCAGCGGCCCCAACAUCCCGGACGACUUCUCCAACAUCCCCCGGCCCCCGGUCGACACGCGCCUUAAGACCGAGGACGUCACCCGGACCCGGUGCCUGGACUUCUCGGACUUCGACCUGAAGAAGGAGCUCCUGCUCGGCCUGCACACCAUGGGCUUUGAGAAGCCCUCUCCCAUUCAGGAGGAGUCCAUCCAGAUUGCCAUCGCCGGCAAGGAUAUCAUUGCUCGUGCCAAGAACGGAACCGGCAAGACCUGUGCCUAUCUGAUUCCGGUGCUCGAGCGUCUGGACACCCGGUCGAACCACCUCCAGGCCAUCAUCCUUGUCCCGACCCGCGAGCUGGCCCUGCAGACUGGCAACGUUUGCAAGGAGCUCUCGCGCCACUUCAAGCCGGCCGUCGAGCUGAUGACCUCCUUCGGUGGCAGCGACUAUCGUGACGAUCUGAUCCGCCUCAAGCGCCCGGUGCACAUCAUUGUCUCCACCCCCGGCCGCAUGCUGGACCUCUUCAACCGCCAGCGGGUGUCGCUCAAUGCCUGCCGCAUGUUUGUCCUCGAUGAGGCCGACAAGCUCCUUUCCCAGGACUUCCUGCCGGCCAUCCAGCAGCUGCUGACUCUCUUCCCGGAGAAGCCGCAGCUCCUGCUCUACUCGGCCACCUACCCGGUGUCGGUGCAGGACUUCGUCACGGCGGCCAUGCACAAGCCCAGCAUGAUCAACCUCAUGGAUGAUCUGACCCUGCGCGGUGUGACCCAGUACUAUGCCUACAUGCAGGAGCGCGACAAGCUCCAGUGCCUGUACAGCCUCUUCACCAAGCUUCGCAUCAACCAGUCGAUUAUCUUCUGCCGGAGCCACACCCGCGUGGAGAAUCUGGCCCAGCAGAUCACCCAGCUCGGCCUGUCUUGCUACUUCAUCCAUUCGAAGAUGCUCCAGGAGGAUCGGAACCGCAUCUUCAACGACUUCCGCGAGAACAAGUUCCGAAACUUGGUGUGCUCCGACCUGCUCACCCGUGGUGUUGAUGUCCAGUCGGUCAAUGUUGUCAUCAACUACGACUUCCCGUCCACCGCCGAGACCUACCUCCAUCGGAUUGGCCGGUCUGGUCGCUUCGGCCAUCUGGGCCUUGCCGUCAACCUGGUCACCCCGCAUGACAUGCCGAAUCUCAUGAAGAUCCAGGAGGAGCUGUCCACCACCCUGGAGCCCAUGCCGGCCGUCGUCGACCAUCGCCUGUACACCCUCUAAGCAGCAGGAGCCCAGGCCGCCGCUGGUCCAGACGCGAGGCGUGAGGGGAGCGAGGGGCGCGAGCGGGGACAGUAGUGACGGCGAAGGAGGAGGAGGAGCGAGGCGAGGCAAACCCGCGCGAUGGCGCGUCUGUGCAUGCGCGUGUCCCCCAUGUGCUGCGGCUUCUUCGCGACUGCGCAGGUUGCACGCCUCGUCCUCUCUCUCUCUCUCUCUCU